Messenger RNA from Knipowitschia caucasica, 1326 nucleotides. Lineage: Eukaryota; Metazoa; Chordata; Actinopteri; Gobiiformes; Gobiidae. The record is from the annotation of a GenBank genome assembly.
AUGUUCUCUACCAACAGCUCCCCCAGCUCCAAACCAGGACAGAGCAAUGAGUCGUGUGGAGACCAGUCCAUGAUCAUAAGGGAUGACUUCAAACCCCAAGCGUUCUCUCCUACACCCCACACAACUGCAGCUACAAUACACAGUGAACUUUCUGCAGACAAAGACUACAAAUUAAGAACACCCCAUGAUCCAAUUGAGGAGCAACGGGAUUUCGCUCAAAACAUUCAGGCCGAGUUGGAGUGUGAAUUAAAGUCUCAGUGGCUCCAAGAUGCAGUUUCAUCAAAGGUUAAAAGUGAAUUGAGAAACUACAACAAAGCUCUCAGUUCAGGGUCUUGUCAAAUCCAAAUGAAUGAGGGCCAGCUAUUACAUGAUUCUAUCCGGAAUUUAACAACACAUGUCUUGAGAGAGAAGAGUGAGCGGUUGGCUGACUAUUUCAAGAAGGUGUUCUCUGACUCUACCGAGGAGGUGCUUCUGCGGCUGCUGCCAGUGGUCAGAGUCAGCACUAAGGCUAUAGUCAAUGCAAGUCCAAUGACAGAGAGAAGUUGUACCUCUCUGUCCUCCGUCCUGUUUUGCCCAUCAAGCUGUUUACAAGAACUAGACCUCAGUAACAAUGUUCUGACAGAUCCAAUGGUGGAGUUACUGUUUCAAGGACUGAACACUUCACCCUGUACUCUGGAAAUUCUUUGUCUACGCAACUGCAGUUUGUCUACGAGGAGCUGUGAAGUCCUUGCCCCUGUUCUGACGUCUCCAUCUUUGAGCUUAGUAGAGCUGGACCUCACAAACAAUGAUCUGAUGGAUUCUGGAGUUGGCCUGCUCAGUGAAGAGCUGAGGAAACCACAAUGCCAUCUGGAAAAACUCAUAUUAUCUGGAUGUAUGUUGACAGAAAAAAGCAGUUCUAUUUUAGCCACUGUUAUGGACUUCAACCCACAACAUUUGAAAUUUUUAGAUUUAAGCUUCAACAAUCUUUCUGAAACUGGAGAAAAACUAUUGACCAUGAGAAUUGAGGAUCCAGCAAACAGACUGGAAAAACUCAUAAUGGAGCCUGGUGGAGAAAUAUAUCUAAAGCCAGGGCUAAAGAAAUAUUCAUGUCAACUCCUCCUGGACCCAACCACAGUUAACAAAAUGCUGAAGAUAUCGGAUAACCAGAAAAGCGUCAUCCGAAAAGUAGCCGUGUAUCUGGACUGUCUUGAAGGAUGUGUGACGUUUUACAAAGUCUCUGGAGAGGAGCUAGUCCUGCUUCACACAUUCAAUACCAUGUUCAAUGAACCACUAUUUAUGGGCAUCGGACUGUGGUCCCCCCUGUCCUCCUCCACGUUAUGUGACUAG